Hevea brasiliensis (rubber tree) is the source of this 4128-nucleotide messenger RNA. RefSeq lists its product as uncharacterized. The record is from RefSeq and is a predicted model, not a curated record. The transcript is spliced from 3 exons. The coding region runs from base 430 to 3909 and encodes 1159 amino acids. NCBI's taxonomy places the organism in Eukaryota, Viridiplantae, Streptophyta, Magnoliopsida, Malpighiales, Euphorbiaceae.
UUUUAGGUCUCUGCUUCUCCCUCCUUCCCAAAACUUUUUCACUUUCUCUUCCCGCUGCUCUUUCCCUCCUUCUUGUGCCCUCUCUGUCGCUUUCCUGUUCCUAAAACUGCUAAAUAAUCACAUCUCAAGUAAGUAAACCCUUUACAUUUCUAUUUGCCGGCAUUGUUGUUCUGUUUACUCAAUUGGGCUUCAUUUUGAGACCUUUUUGCCUGCAUCUGCAUGCCACGGGGGAUAUUGUUGCUUGCCUUAGUGAGAUGAUCUGAUGGUUCAGAGGUAAAGGGCUAGCAUUUUGCAUCAUAUUGGUUCCCAUUUUGAAGAUUUUCUCGAUCAUUGUCAUUUCAAUGUGUGAAGAUUUUGGAUGAGAGUGACUCUGGUGAGACGGGAAGAGAAGUUGCCAUCUUAUUGGAUAUUAUUGGGUUUCAUUUGACCAUGGAAUGCAACAAAGAGGAGGCCAUCAGAGCAAAAGAAAUUGCUGAAAAGAAAAUGCAAAGUGGGGACUUUGAAGGGGCACUCCGGAUUGCACUGAAGGCAAAGAAACUCUAUCCUGACCUUGAUAAUAUUUCCCAAGUAUUAAUGGUCUGUGAGGUUCAUUGUUCUGCACAAAACAAACUAAAUGGGUCAGAAAUGGAUUGGUAUGGCAUUCUCCAAAUCGAGAAGUUUUCAGAUGAGCCUAUUGUCAAGAAGCAAUUCAGAAAGCUUGCACUCUCACUUCAUCCAGACAAGAAUAAGUUUGCUGGUGCAGAAGCUGCUUUCAAACUGAUUGGUGAAGCAAACAGAGUGCUUACAGACCCUACCAAACGUUCUUCGUAUGACAUGAAGUGUAGAGUUGCACUGAGAUCUGUUGCACCAAAGUCAGCAUCUGACCAGUCAAAUAAGAACUCCUAUGUCAAGAAACAGCACGGUGCUGCAAACAAUUUCUCUAAUGCACCCCAUUCACAGUUCACUAGCUCACAUACUUGUCAGCAGCCACAACAGACAACAUUCUGGACACACUGUCCCUCUUGUACUGUAAAGUACCAGUACUACAGAGAAUUUCUAAAUAAAAUGUUACGUUGUCAAAAUUGUCAGCAGCCUUUUAUUGCUAAUGAUUUGGGCAUCUCUUCUAGAUCUUCCUGGAGUCAGUUCAUCAAUGAGAAAAGAGAUCCAAAUCAAGGUCCCUCUGAAGUGGCACCACAAAAUGAUGCAGGGAAGCCUUCUGUUAUGAAUUUUGUGUGUAGGUUUUCAGAGUCAGACACAAUGCCUAAGGUAGGAAAAUCUGCAGAUGUUUGUGGGAGUUCUAAACCCAAAGAGGCAAAGGCAGGAAAUGCUUCUGGAAUUGGUGGGGGUUCUAAACCACAGGAGAAAGUGAAUGGGCAUGUGGAAGUUGGGAAAGGAGGUGCUCCAGUGUCAAUGUCAAAUGCAAAGAAAUUCAAGGGAUCACUAACUUCAGAUAGUGCAAGUAGUAAGAAACGGAGGAAGUCAAUGGAGGAAUCCAGUGAGAAUUUUGACAAAGGCAGCAGUGCUGGCAUUGAAGAAAACAUUGUUGUUGAGGAGAAUGGUGGUGACCUUUCUGCCCAGAAUUCUAGACCCAGUGAUGGCUAUCAACCUAGGAGAUCUUCAAGGCAAAAGCAGCACAUUUCUUACGAGGAAAAUUUAAGCAAUGAUGACUUUGUUGACCCUCCUCCAAAAAGAUCUAGGGGUAGCAGGUCAUCUGGUGUGGCUGAUGGUGAGAUAAAAGAAGCAAGUGCAGGUAGUGGAAUGCCAAGAGGAGAUAUUUCAGCUGGUUUUGCUACUUAUGCAUUGAAUAGAAACAAUAAAGAGGUUAACCAAAAAGCAACUUCCAGUCUUGAAGAAAGAUCAUCAAACAAGAAAAGGAAAACGGGAGAUUUUGAGGCUAAAGGAGAUGAAGCAUCCAUGUCAGAGAAGGCUGGUACAAAGUUGGAGAUCAAUGAUGAAAAUUCCAAAAUUGGCACAUCUAAGUUAAAUUCAAAUGAAACACUAAAAUCAGAGAUCUUUGUAUGUCCUGAUCCAAAUUUCAGUAAUUUUGAGAAAGAUAGGGCAGAAGGCUCUUUUGCUGUUAAUCAAAUAUGGGCUAUUUAUGAUUCAAUAGAUGGCAUGCCCAGAUUUUAUGCACGGGUCAAGAAAGUGCUUACUCCUGGGUUCAAGCUGCAGAUAACUUGGCUAGAGGCAAGCCCGGAUAACGAUGCUGAGCAACUUUGGUGUGAGGAGGGUUUGCCUUCUGCUUGUGGUAUGUAUGAAAAUGGGGAUACUGUAGAAACUGUAGACCAUCCUAUGUUCUCUCAUCAAAUGUAUUGUAAGAAUGCUGGACGCAAAGGCACUUACUUGAUAUAUCCCAAGAAGGGAGAAACAUGGGCUCUCUUUAAGGAUUGGGACAUUAAAUGGAGUUCUGAACCAGAUAAGCAUAGGCCUCCUUACCAAUUUGAAUUUGUGGAAAUUCUGACAAAUUUUACCGAGGAUCUUGGCAUUGGGGUUUCUUAUUUGGAUAAAGUGAAGGGAUUUGUUAGUAUUUAUCAGCAAGCUAAUUGUAACGGUGUUCCCUCAUUUUACAUACGACCAAGUGAACUGUACAGAUUUUCUCACCGAAUUCCCUCAUGCAGAAUGACUGGUCAGGAAGGAGGUGUCCUUGCAGGGUCUUUUGAACUUGAUACUGCUGCUCUGCCUAGCUAUCUUUAUAACCUUGUUGAUCUUGGUGAUGUGAAAGUUGGAAAGGAGAAGCUGGAUGCUGAAGCAAUUGGUUCCCAUUCAAAGUCUUCCGAACAUGAAGUGCAACCUAUAAAGGGUUCUGAGAAGGUUUGCACCCCUAAGAAUCUCAAAAGUGGUCCUCAAAUGGGGAUUUCAGCACUUUCAAUAUCUUCAGGAGAAUCAACUGGGACAUGUAAGGAUGAUGAUCAAAUUGAUGUGGAUCAAAGGGCAAAAAAUGAAGACUGUAACAAAGUUGCAAGACACGGCAGGCUAACUCAACCUGAAGGAAUCAGUACUUCCUUUCAGGCUACUGAGAAGAGUGGAAGCCCUAAAAAACGGGAGAAAUUUGUGUCAUAUGCCUUGACACCUAGAAGAUCUCCUAGAGACUUGAGCAAUAGAGUAGAUGCAAGUCAGUCUACAACAGAAGUUGCUGGCAAGCAUACUGCAACAAACAAAGAUGAAAGACAAGGGCAACCAGGUGCUUCCUCACGUCAUCCUGAUAAUAAAAUGCAUUUACAUGUGAAGGAUGGAAGUUCGGUCAGUCCCGCAAAAAGCCAAAAGUCCUCUGGUUGUAGAGUUAUAGAAGUAGAGCACUAUGAUUUCAAGAAGGAAAAAUCUGAGGAUAAAUUUCAACUGGACCAGAUUUGGGCAAUGCACAGCAAUAAGGAUGGGAUACCCAGGAAUUAUGGUCAGGUUAAGAAGAUUGAAUUUGCCAUUGGUGGUUUCAAAUUGCAUGUGGCAAUGCUUGAAGCCUACACAAUCCGAAAAGACGUGCAGACUGCUUGCGGGACAUUUAAAGUCAAAAAUAAACCUGUAGUGCUUCCUGUCACUGCAUUUUCUCACCAGGUUAAGGCAAAGUCGAUUGGGAAGAAUAGAUACGAAAUUUAUCCUAGACAAGGUGAGAUUUGGGCAAUAUAUAAGAUCUGGAAUAGUGACUUGAUGUUUUCAGACCAGGAUGCCGGAGAAUGUGACAUUGUAGAAGUGGUAAAAGAUGAUGAAAACGGAGUGAAAGUUGUAGUCUUGAUGCCAGUCAAUGGAUCUGAAUCAUUUUACAUGGCUCCAAGAAGAUUAAAAAGUGGUAUAAUUAACAUAACACGGGCUGAGUUUGGUAGAUUUUCUCAUCAGUGUUUAGCUUCCCAGGCUAUGGGAAAGAAAGAUGAUAGCCUGAGAGGCUAUUUUGAGCUUGCUCCUUCAUCAAUUCCUGGUACUGUAGUUUUGGUAGAUUAAACGGUUAUAUUGUAGCAAGGUUGCGUGCUGUCCUUGUUUUUACCCCUUGUUGUAAGUUGUAACCAGGAAUGUAACGAAAUUGUUCCCUGUUAAAAGUAGAUCGGAGUUGGUAGAAACUCGACAAGUUGGGUUUUCUUUUCAAACGUUGAUGAUUCGUUCCUUUUAAUUUUUUGCAUCUGUUGUAGCUACUUGGAUGAUGAACUAGUGUUUUCUUGGAAA